Eubalaena glacialis (North Atlantic right whale) is the source of this 2448-nucleotide messenger RNA. Its product is annotated as zinc finger protein 551-like. The record is from RefSeq and is a predicted model, not a curated record. Bases 47 to 2026 code for a protein of 659 amino acids. NCBI's taxonomy places the organism in Eukaryota, Metazoa, Chordata, Mammalia, Artiodactyla, Balaenidae. Gene Ontology annotation, biological process: negative regulation of transcription by RNA polymerase II. The transcript has 4 exons. Gene Ontology annotation, molecular function: DNA-binding transcription repressor activity, RNA polymerase II-specific.
UCGGGACCUCCACGCCUCACAGACUCCGCUUCGCCCACAGACUCUGAUGGCGGCGGCGGCGCUGAGGGACCCGCCUCAGGGUAUGAAAUUUGAGGAUGUGGCCAUUGACUUCUCCCAGGAGGAGUGGGGGCUCCUUGAUGAGGCUCAGAGACUCCUGUACUACAAUGUGAUGCUGGAAAACUUUGCACUUGUAGCAUCCCUGGGUUGUUGCCAUGGAACAGAAGAUGAGGAGGCCCCUUCUGAGCAGAGUAUAUCUGUAGAAGGAGAGUCACAGGUUAGGGCUUCUAAGGCAGGUCCAUCCUCCCAGAAGACCCACCCCUAUGAGAUGUGUGUCCCCAUCUUAAAAGAUAUUUUGCAGCAAGCUGAGCACCAAACAGUAUACCCUUUGCAGAAACCAGACUUGGGUGGCACAUAUGUGAGAUGCUUCUGUUUCAGUGCAAACCUUCACCAGCAACAGAGGCAUGACAGUGGAGAGAAGCCCUGGAAAAGAGAUGUGGACAGGGCCUCGCUUGUGAGGAGCUGCAACUUCUUUGUGCCAGGGAAGCCUUUCACCUGUAGGGAGGUUGGGGAAGACUUCCCAGCCACUUUGGGCCUUCUCCAGCACCAGGCCACACCCAACAGUGAGGAACUACAGAGUGGCAGCAAGAGUGGACAGGCCUUUCACAGUGAAAAAAGUCAUUACAAGUGGGGUGAAUGUGAAAAAGUUGCCAGCCACAGCCACACACUUGUUCAAGAUCAAAGUGUCCGCUCUAAAGAAGGGAUUUAUGAGUGUAACAAAUGUAGGAAAGCCUUCAACUGCAACUACAGACUUGUUCAGCACCAGCAAAUUCACACUGGACAAAGGCCAUAUGAGUGUGGUGAAUGUGGGAAAUUCUUUAGCCAUAACUUUAGUCUUACAAAACACCAGAAAAUUCACACUGGAGAAAGGACUUAUGAAUGCAGUGAAUGUGGAAAAGUCUUCGGUCACAAAUCCAAACUCAUUCACCACCAGAGACAACACACUGGAGGAAUGCAUUUUGAGUGUGGUGAGUGUGGAAAAUUCUUUAGCUACAAAUCCAACCUCAUUGAACACCAGAGAGUUCACACUAAAGAAAGACCUUAUGAGUGCAGCGAAUGUGGGAAGACCUUUAGACAAAGUUCUAGCCUUUUCCGACACCAGAGAGUUCACACUGGAGAAAGGCCUUAUGAGUGCAGUGAAUGUGGGAAAGCCUUUAGACAAAUUUUUAAUCUCAUUCGACAUGGUAGAGUUCACACUGGAGAAAUGCCUUAUGAGUGUAGCGAAUGUGGGAAAUCUUUUAGCUGCAAAUCUGAACUUGUUCAACACCAGAGAAUUCACAGUGGAGAAAGGCCUUAUGUGUGCAGUGAAUGUGGGAAGUCCUUUAGACAGUUCUCUAACCUCAUUCGACACCGGAGUGUUCAUACUGGAGAAAGACCAUAUGAGUGCAGUGUUUGUGGAAAAUCCUUUAGUCGCAAAUUUAUCCUCAUUCAACAUCAGAGAGUUCACACUGGAGAAAGACCUUACGAGUGCACUGAAUGUGGAAAAUCUUUUACCCGCAAAUCUGACCUCAUUCAACACCAGAGAAUUCAUACUGGCACAAGACCUUAUGAGUGCAGUGAAUGUGGGAAAUCCUUUAGACAACGCUCUGGGCUUAUUCAACACCGGAGAAUUCAUUCUGGAGAAAAGCCUUAUGAAUGUGGGGAAUGUGGGAAAUCCUUUAGCCAAAGUGCUAGCCUCAUUCAACAUCAGCGAGUUCACACUGGGGAAAAACCAUAUGAGUGUAAUGAGUGUGGAAAAUCCUUUAGCCAAAGUUCUAGCCUCAUUCAACACCAGAGAGGGCACACUGGUGAGAGGCCUUAUGAGUGCAGUGAAUGUGGGAAACUCUUUACCCACAAAUCUGACCUCAUUCAACACCAGAGAGUUCACACGGGAGAAAGACCUUAUGAAUGUAGUAAAUGUGUGAAAUCCUUUAGCCGCAAAUCUAACCUUCUCAGACACUGGAGAGUUCAUGCUGGAGAAAAGCCUUAAAUGUGCAGGGAAUGUUUUAUUUCCUCACUCAGUAUAGCAACACUGGAGGAGACUGUGUGAGAGCCAUUUACCUGAGUUUAAACCUCUUUUAUUCAAACAUACACCAUGCAAGAUUGCUCAUAAGUUUCAGUUACACCUAAGGCUUUAAGGAGAUACAUUAUACUUUGUAACCUGCCCAGAGCUGCUGUUAGAUUUAUGUCACUGCCACUUUCUGUGACUGAAGCCAUUUCACCCCUGUACAUCAGGCACCACUCCAGCAGGCUCAGGAAAGCUGAACUCUGUGUUCUCCCAUCUGCUUGAGGAAAUUAUGAAUAGCCCAAGCCCUUAGCAGGAUCCUCAUUCCUUUCUCUCUGAUUUUAGGGAAUGGACCUGACCCAGGUUGGGUCCAAAGGACCUAUCCUCAGCUUGCUAAGAAGGACUAC